Molecule: messenger RNA, 1954 nt
Organism: Ornithodoros turicata
Lineage: Eukaryota; Metazoa; Arthropoda; Arachnida; Ixodida; Argasidae
Exons: 15
Coding region: 296-1939 (547 amino acids)
Source: RefSeq, a predicted model, not a curated record
ACGCCGGGCGUCGAGCGAACGACGUCGGGCGAAGUUCGCCGACUGUUCGUCGCAUAUUCGCUCAUGUGGGAUGGGAAUGCAGCCGACAAAGCAGUCAUGCAAGCAACCUUCCUUCAAGAGAGUGUAGAAGAGGUUGACGGAGGUGCCUAGUCGUGAAAGGAGAAGAAGAAGAAGGUUGACGGAGGACCAUCGCAAACAUCGCCAUCUCACGUGUAGCCCGCCGAUAUUCCUGCUCCAGGAACUUCUUCCAGACUCGCUAGUUCGCGCACUUGCUAUCUGAAGUAUCCUUCUCACCAUGUCCCGGGCUUACGAAGAAGAAGAAACACGACCUGAGGCUGAAGAAGGUUACGGGGCUGAGGAGUCACCGACGGAGCGACUGCCCACUAAGGACCCAUCAGCAGGAAUACGACACGUGUAUCCAAGAGGCGGAGGUGCUGUGCGAAGGGAAAGCUUCUACGUGCCCCUAGUCAUGGAUACUCUAGCUUGGUCCAGGGACACAAUGCAGCGGGGCACAUGGAUGGCGAUAGGCGUUGCUCUCGUCGGAGUCGUAUUCUUCGCAGUUGGAGUUGGCCUCAUCAUGAAGUAUAACUGGGACGUCGACGAAGAGGCAGAGGCUCAGGCAGAGACAGAGCAGGUCAGGGCACCACAAAAGACUGAAACACCUGCUGGCCGUGAGACCUCCGCGCCUGCAUCGCCAAGCACACUGUCACCAAGCACAACGUUACCAAGCACAACAUCAACGCCCCUGACACCGUCCAGCACGGCAGAAACAAACCCUUUGGAGAGAGAAACAAGCACUGAAAGAAUAUAUCCGCCAACUAGGACAGCUUACACGGAUCCCACAGUAGUACCGGAGAAACGACUGGGAAAGUUCCUGUUCUGCACACUUGGAACAUACGCCUUCAUGAACGAUUAUUACCAAAAUUCAGCGUGCGACUACCUAAUAUUCUCGGACAUUACAUACCUGAGAGGCGACAUCGUUGGAAGAGACGACCACGAGGCGUGGAAGAAUUUCCUUGCGUAUGCGGGCAAGAUGAACAGGGUUCCGACUUCGUGGAGUCAUGGCCGUGUGGUUCACAUGGGAGCCAGUUUCAAUGUCGAGGAUCUAGCAACAAUCACACAAAGAACUCAAAGCGGCGUCCUUGUUACAAAUAUGAGAUGGUUGACAGAUCGCUUCAGGAUGACUGCAUUCGGUUUCCUGGGACUGGAAGGAAACUUCAGCAGCAUCAGGGAGAAAAGACGAACGAUGGAGCCCACUUACAGUGAUAUAUCAGCGAUUUUUGAAGAGUCGGCGGUUCCCAAUCCGUAUCCAUUCAGGACCCGAUUUCUUGGACUACGAAUUACCGACGUCUGGCAAGGCGCUAAACAUUUUCAGCGGUUUCUUCUGCAGCUACUUCCGCUAGAUCUCCUGGUGCUACAGACGCACAUCACCGACGCGCCAGACGUGCAACAUAGAAGGACGGAUUGCAUCAUCAGCCCUGUUAGUGCGUGGAACAAAUCUUUCUACAAUGCAAGCUACCACAUCACACUGCAAGAAGCAGCAGACGUGAUUCAAAAUCUUCCAUCGAGUAAACUAAGUGUGGCGGUGUCCCUCACCAUGGGUGUGAUGCACUUCGUGAAACCGAACAGCACUGAGAAACUAAUGUUUGGGGGCAAGUGUAACGCCCAGUACCUGUCCUACUACGAUGUCGUUUGCGACAAGGACGUAUCGCACGUAGAAAUGUCAGCCGUGGCUUACGAAGGUGAUUCUAUGUACACCUUUGAGGACAACGUAACCAUCGCCUCGAAGUUUGAAAUGAUGGUGAACCGAAGCCAGACCGACAAUUUCGGAUGGGCACUCUUUGACAUCCAGUUCGAUAUCUACCGCUGCGACUCUCCGUCCAACGUGGUGCACAUCUUCGAUCGCGUAACGCAGUUGAAAAAGUUGCUCUUCAAAUAAAAAAAGUGUUAACGG